Molecule: messenger RNA, 576 nt
Organism: Mesorhabditis spiculigera
Lineage: Eukaryota; Metazoa; Nematoda; Chromadorea; Rhabditida; Rhabditidae
Source: the annotation of a GenBank genome assembly
AUGGUGCACUACAGAUCCGCCGACCCCAACCCUUUAUUGCUACGCGACGAUUUUCGGGUCGAACGAGCCGUGCUCGAAGACAAUGAGCUUAGAAGGCUGAUGUGCAUCACCAGAAGAUUGGUGAAAUGCCGGUUGAGGAUCAUUCGGAAACGAGAGAAAGGCGAUAGCAGGGAUCCUGGACUUGUUCCAAGCAGCUCGUCGUCUGGGAUGCAGAAGGCAGAGAUCAUCGCUCAAGACCUUAGCGUCCGUAUGCUCGUCGAAACAAAUCGUGGGACGGACUUCCCCAUUGGGAUACCUACGACUGCUCGAUCAGACCGUACCGAAGCCACUUGUGGACGGGCAAAUUUAUGCACAAACGAAUCAGCUUCCCAAUCGCCACCCUCGAAGGUUCCACUCAGCCUGUGGUACGCCCUGGACAUCUUGGGCAGGUCUACUUCUGCGGGAAAGAGAACCGAGAUUCGUCUCGUGAAACCAGCUCGAAGAAGCUGUCAUAUCACGACAUACACCAAAAGGAACCCUGAACUAGGAACAGAUUCGGCGAUCAUCGUUAGUGGAAGCGACGUACCGCCUAAUGGA